Messenger RNA from Pogona vitticeps (central bearded dragon), 2133 nucleotides. RefSeq names its product free fatty acid receptor 4 (gene FFAR4). NCBI's taxonomy places the organism in Eukaryota, Metazoa, Chordata, Lepidosauria, Squamata, Agamidae. Gene Ontology annotation, cellular component: plasma membrane. Gene Ontology annotation, molecular function: G protein-coupled receptor activity. The record is from RefSeq and is a predicted model, not a curated record. Gene Ontology annotation, biological process: G protein-coupled receptor signaling pathway.
AUGCCCGAGCCUUGGGCUUCCCCCGACGGCAACUUCACCCUCUUCCCCUUCUUCUCCGACUUCAAGGGCCCCAACGGCGCGGCGCUCAGCGCCCUGGAGACGGCGGUGCUGGCCUCGCUCUUCGCGCUGGCCCUGGCGGCCAACGGGAGCGCCAUCCGCCUGAUGGUCCGCCGCAAGGGCCGCCUGCGCGCCGCCAACAGCCUGGUGCUCAACCUCUUCUGCGCCGACCUGCUCUUCGUCAGCGCCGUCCCGGUCAUCGCGGUGGUGCGCUGGACCGAGAGCUGGACCCUGGGCGACGGCCUCUGCCACCUCCUCUUCUACCUGAUGAGCCUCAGCGGCAGCGUCACCAUCCUCUCGCUGGCCGCCGUCAGCCUCGAGCGCCUGGUCAGCAUCGUCCGGCUCCGGCCGUCGCAGUCCUACAAGAGGAGGCGGGUGGGCGCCCUCCUGCUGCUCAUCUGGGCCUUCUCGGCCCUGACCACCCUCCCGUUCUGCCUCUUCUUCACCGUCCAGGUCGUGUCCCUCCGGGGCCAGGAAGUGUACAUUUGCACCUUGAUUUGGCCCAGUACUAUUGGAGAAGCUUGCUGGGACGCGUGUUUUGUCUUCGUGGUCUUCCUCAUACCAGGAGUAGUCAUUGUAAUAAGUUAUUCAAAGAUCUUACAGAUCGCAAAAGCGUCAAGGAAGCGUCUGGAUGCUGGCAUGGCCUAUUCAGAGAGAAGUCACGUCCGAAUCUCCCAACAAGACUUCAAACUGUUACGGACCCUGUUCAUACUAAUGGUUUCUUUCUUUGUCAUGUGGAGUCCAAUAAUCAUUACUAUUCUCCUCAUUUUAGUUCAAAAGUUCAAGACAGAUGUGAACAUUAUGCCUUCUUUUUUCUUCUGGAUAAUGGUUUUCACAUUUUCCAAUUCAGUUCUCAACCCAGUUUUAUACAACGCAGCCCAUUUCAAACAUGAGUGGAGAAAAAUCUUUAUCUGUUGCCCAGGUCCUGUGGGGAAGAAAGAACCUGCAACAGAUACUACUCUUGGGCACCAUAACCAUGGACAUUUUACUGUGUCUGUCAUUUCUCAUUAACUUAAUGGUGUUCAGGACAAUCUUACCAACUUUGUAGAGCUCUAGACUAAAGUAAGCUAUGGUGAAAGCAAGACUGGAAAACACCAGAUUUUUGCCACACUUGUACCCAAUAUUGUUGCACGCAGAAGUUUGCUAGUGCUGCAGGAAAUGUUACUGUUGCCAUAAAGACCACAAGCAAUACUGAAACUGAUGGCAAUAAACAGAAGUUAGAAUCAUGUAUUUUCAAUUGGGUUCAAUGUUUUUGCUACUUUUUUCUCAUUAAAUGUGUGCAUUUUUUUUCAGUCUCCUUCGCACAAAUGGGAACUUUGAAGCUGGGAAGCGGCUUCCAAAAUCACACAUUUAAAAUGUUUCUGUGGGGCAGUGACACGGACAAUUACCACAUAUAACUGAUGGCUACCUAGUAGGAAAAGGUACAAAUAAUAGCCGCACUCCACUUUUUCGUACGGUACUAUUUUUCAUGGACCUUUUCCUCUAGUAACAGAUACUUGCUAAGAAAAGAGAGGGAAAACAAAUGUAGCAAGAGAUUUCCUCUUGCAAAUUUCCCAUUGAUGGUGUAAAAAAAUAGCAGGGCAUGGGCAAUGCACUGCUGUGGUGAUCACUAAGUGAGCUGUUCUGGUGGAGCUCCAUCCACACAUUCAUGAAGAAAGUGAGGAGCAAGUGUGCAUAGGAUUUUGCUUAGGCAUCCCAGCAACUUAAUAGGUAGGCCACAACAGUGUGGACUUCACCCCACAUGAAGCAGUAAUCUUGCUGAAGCUGGGUAGGCCUCGAUCUGAUCAUGCGUGGAUGGGAAGCUGAUCUGAGAACUCCAUGUCUCCACAGAAGAAAAAGACAAGAUAUUAAAUAUUGCAUCAACAAGUGGUUCCUCAACAACAUUAGGUAUGCAGGGUCCUGCUAUGCUCAUGGUUUCCUGGACCUGGGUCUAAAGGUUGCAAUGACAUGCACCUAAUUGGGGAGUAACUCUCACUGAGGUGUGUGGCUUUACUCCUGAGUAAUAAAGAGGAGACUGCUAUAAAUUCAGGGGUAUAAAUAUGGUUUUUGUGCAUUUCAUUCCUGGAAAAAUAAUUA